Molecule: messenger RNA, 777 nt
Organism: Spodoptera exigua (beet armyworm)
Lineage: Eukaryota; Metazoa; Arthropoda; Insecta; Lepidoptera; Noctuidae
Source: the annotation of a GenBank genome assembly
AUGGAAAAUCGAGUUCAUAAAAAGAGACAAAGAAGUGAAAAUUGGUUUGAACAAGACAAGAUUCUCUUGACAGAACUGGUAAAAGAAAAAGUUUCCGAUAUAGAAAAUAAAAACACUGAUACAAAUACGAAUACGAAAAAGCAGGCCGCUUGGGGAGACUUACAAAGCAGUUUUAACAGUAUGUGCACGGGCGGUAAACGCACUAUAUCACAAUUGAAAUCGCAAUGGGGCAUUAUAAAAAUGAACACAAAGAGAAUGAAAAUGGAGGGGCGGAAGCAAAUUAUUGCAGAAGGGGGCGACACACUACCGCUAGAGGGCCCUAAUAAAGAUGAUGUCACCAAGCUACCAUUCGAUUUCAUGUUGGAAAAAACUAAAACUAACCACGAUGACAAUCACCAGGUCAAACCUAAACUGGCAGAGAGAUCGUCAUCAACAGAUUCAAUUAGAUUAGUAAUAAAUGAGGAUGAAAUUAUGAUUGAGGAUAUUCCAUGUUCUACUCAAAAAGAGGACAUGAAAGAAGAAGUACUAAACAAGAAACAAAAUGGCAAUGAGUCCAUAUCUACAAAUACCAGGAAAAAACAGAAACCUUCUGGGAGCAAAACUUCUAACACGUGCUCAACAAAUAUAACGAACCUUGAAAUGAAAUGUAGAAAAGAGCUACAUGCAAUACAAAUGGAAAACGAAAAGAGGAAAUCUAGAAACUUGGACUUGGAAGAAGAGCUAUUGAGAGGAAAAAUAGAUUACUAUAAGAAAAAGAGCAGAUCACUGCUGGCAUAA